This is a messenger RNA of Elgaria multicarinata webbii, 925 nucleotides long. RefSeq names its product COMM domain containing 5 (gene COMMD5). The transcript is spliced from 7 exons. The record is from RefSeq and is a predicted model, not a curated record. The coding region runs from base 16 to 717 and encodes 233 amino acids. Gene Ontology annotation, cellular component: nucleus. NCBI's taxonomy places the organism in Eukaryota, Metazoa, Chordata, Lepidosauria, Squamata, Anguidae.
CCGAGCCCAGGCGCGAUGGCGAAGGCGAUGGCGGCGGCCCCGCUCCCUGCUCACCCUCCUGCUCCGGCGGCGGCGGCGGGCGUCGAGGGCCGCGUGGGGUCCCGCGUGAGCUUCCUGGGGCCUCGGCUGCCGGCGCAGGUGGAGGCGCUGGCCAGGGGCGCCCGCGAGCUGGGCAAGGAGCCCUUCCGCAGGCUCCUCAAAGUCACUGUCAGUGCAUUAGAGGGAAGAGACUGCAUGGAGUCGUUGAAGGCGAUUGCCGAGAGCACCGGCCUGCCGGACGAACAGCUCGCCGUCCUGAUCUCGGGCAUGUACACCCUCCUCCGGGAGGCUCUGAGGCUGCCCACAUCCUCUCUCAAGCAGGAAGUUUUCAAAGAAGAUCUAAAGGAGCUUCGGAUUCCGGAAGACUUCAUCUCUGACUUUGCCACCAUCGCCUUUGGGAACAGGCGACCUGCUCUUGAAGCCACAAUUCAGAAGCAGGCCAAUAAACUGCCUAGAAUCAACGACUUCCGGUGGAGAGUGGAUGUGGCCAUUUCUACCAGCUCCGUGGCUCGUGCUUUGCAGCCGUCCAUUCUGAUGCAACUGAAGCUUUCCGACGGGUCAGCCCAUCGUUUCGAAGUGCCAGUUGCAAAGUUCCAAGAAUUAAGGUACAAUGUUGCUCUGAUCCUGAAAGACAUGAAUGACUUGGAGAAAAGAAGUAUUCUGAAGAUUCAGGACUGAAGGUUUUUGAUUCAUCAGGGACUUGGAUAUGACAUGGGAGCCACUCAAAACAGCAAGACAAGAAACUCCGGUUUUGCAGUGACAUGUAUUGUAACAUAAUCUUUGUGAUAUGGCUGUAAAUAUUUUCCCAUUCAUAUGUUGCAAGGUGCUUUUUUACCCGAUUUUUGUUUUUACUUUUUAAUUCUACAUAUAAACAACAAUAGCAUUA